This is a messenger RNA of Filobasidium floriforme, 821 nucleotides long. RefSeq lists its product as uncharacterized. Bases 1 to 684 code for a protein of 227 amino acids. Lineage: Eukaryota; Fungi; Basidiomycota; Tremellomycetes; Filobasidiales; Filobasidiaceae. The transcript has 3 exons. The record is from RefSeq and is a predicted model, not a curated record.
AUGCCGCGUGGCAAAGCACCCCAUGAAGCAUCAAUGGAGGGCGAUAUCCAAUGGAUCGGGAAGCUCGUCGGAGGGCUUACCAUUGAUGGUAAGACUAGCAUGAACGCAUCGUCCCACCGCAAGCAGCGUGAUUAUCCAACACUCACCCUAGCUGCCCCGAACCUACUUCGUCGCGGAUGUGAAUCAUCAUUAUGGUCGAUCCGCCAGGCCUUCUCCAGUAUCGAGAAGCAAUAUCCCACUUCAGUACGAGCCGAGUCAUCAGUUCGAGCGGAUCCUGCCAACGAUUCCAGCCUAUCCCUGUCGAGGCUUGCGUUGAUGCUAUGGCUGCGAAAUGACCCGUUGUCGCCCUUGUGGCGUCGUGAUCGCGGUCCACUACUAGCUGAAAAUGCGCCUUUCGCUACCUUGAACGGCCCCCCUCCAAUAUCCGAGUCUUUGAAUUCUGCCAACUCCGGACUGCGGUCUAUGAAGCGAUUGUCGCGACUAGCAAGAUCAUCCUUGAUCGCUUCCAAGAUCUGUCGGGCUUCUCGAAGCCUUCCCCCAAGCUCCGCCCGUCUUUCUGGACUAUUCCGGUUCUCAGUCGAAACUAGCUCUUCUUCCUACCCCUCGAUAUCGCGGUUCACCUCCUCAAGUUCCAGUGCGUCGAAAGACGUAUCGGACGACAUGUCGGUUACCGCGACGGAUUGAUGUGCAUCGGUGAUGAUGGAUCUGGGGUCCAUGUUUGAUCUGUCGCCUGGGUCGAUCUCGAUCUAUAUACACUCCUAGCUACUAGCUUGUGAGAUCUGUCAUAUAUCUGGCAUCCUCUCAUGGCCACGAUGGAGAGC